AUGACCACUACAAAAACUCUGAGAAAGACAAACGAAAAGACCUUGAAGAGCUUUCAGGGGUUGAAGAAUAAAUACACAUCAGACAAAGAUGAUGAAUCUUGUUAUAUGAUUAGUUUGUUGAGAGAGGUCAUAGCAGUCACUAUGGUAGUAUUUGAGCCAUUGUUGUACUUCAUCUCUGGAUCAAAGGCACAGUCAAAGCCCAGCGACAACUGGCCAUUACUUUCCAAGCUGAUGCACGGCAGAAGAAUUGCAUGUGAGGCAGAAGCUAGUGUAAAUGAAUUUGUUAUGGUGGAUGCAGCUUUGUGCUCCUCCAAGGGCAGCGAAACCGAAGAGACCACAAAAAUUGAGAAUUUGCAAAGCAAGAUGCUGAACUUGGAUUUAUGUGUUCAAGAUCUUGAAGGACUUUAA
Molecule: messenger RNA, 408 nt
Organism: Carica papaya (papaya)
Lineage: Eukaryota; Viridiplantae; Streptophyta; Magnoliopsida; Brassicales; Caricaceae
Source: RefSeq, a predicted model, not a curated record